AUGAUAUUUUACUCCUGUUUGUUCUCUCUUUUUCUUCCACCCAGUCUCUCCUCUCCCUAUUACUUCAAUUUGCAUCUCUCUUUCUCUUUCUUUGUACUACUUAUUUAUUUUUUUAUCUUAUUCAUUCCAACUCUCACUUUCUGCUUUUCUUUUUCAUUUUUCUUUUGCUUUCUUUCCUGGUUUUUACAGGCUUUCUUUCUUUUUUCUUUUGGAUUUUUCUCUUGGCUUUUUCUCACUUUCUCUAUCUGUUUUUUUUUUUUCUUGCUUUCUCUACCUUUUGGUUUUCUCUUGUUUCCUCUUGUUUCUUUUCCUCUUUUAGUUUUCUCUCACUUUCUCUUCCUCUUUAGGUUUUCUCUCACUUUCUCUUCCUCUUUAGGAUUUCUCUUUCUCUCCCUCUUUUUUUCUGAUCUCCCCCUUUUCAGUUUUCAAAAAAAAAAGAAUCUCGCUUUAGUUUUUUUCUCUCGUUUCUUUUCUUUCUCGCUUUCCAUUUUCUCCCACCAACUCUUUUUUCUCUCUUUCUUUUCAAUUUUCUCUCUUUCUUUAAAAAGGUUCUCUGCUUUCUCUUUCAAUUUUCUCUUUUCUCUUUCAAUUUUCUCGCUUUUCAAACUUUCUAAAUCAUUCAAUUUUUCUAAAUUUGUUCUCGAUUUUUUUUCUCUGUCAUUUUUUGAUUCUUCUCUCCCCCCCCCCCGCCUCUCUCAUUCAUUCUUGAUUUCCAUUCCCUCCCUCUUGUUCUUGGUUGCCUCUAAUUCUUUGUCUCACACGCUUUUGCUUUUUCACAUCUUUCAUUCUUUCUCUCUCUCUCUCUCCUUCCUACUUCACAUGCUUCCCUUUCCUCUAAUUCACUCACUUUUAUUCAUUGUUCUUUUUUUUCUCUCUCUUUUAUGGUUUUCUUUUCUCUCUCAAUCCCUGUUACCAUUCUUCUCUCUCUCACCCCCGCUUUACCAUUCUUCUCUCUCUCUCACCCCCUCUACACCAUUCUUCUCUCUCUCUUAUAUGGUUUACCAUUCUUCAUCCUCUCACCCCCCCUUUAAAAUUCUUCCCGGUCAGUCACCCCCUUUAACUCUCUCUCUCACCCCUGGUUACCAUUCUUCUCUCUCUCUCUCUCAGUUUUUCUCUUCUUCUCUUUCUCCUUUAUCUUUGCCAUAUAAAACUUUCUCUCCCCCUUUUCCAUUCUUAUCUUUCUUACCCCCACUUUACAUUUUCUCUCUCUCUCCCCCCUUUUCUCUCUCUUUUCUCUCUCUCUCUACCUUUAAUCAUUCUUCUCUCUCUCUCCCCUUUUCUUCUCUCUCUCCCCCCCCUUUCAUCUUUCUCUCUCUCCCUCUUUUUCUCUUCUUCUCUCUCUCUCUCUCUCUUUACCAUUCUUCUCUCUCUCUCCCCCUUUUCUCUCUCUUCUCUCUCUUUCUCCCCUCUCUUUAA
Messenger RNA from Acanthosepion pharaonis, 1416 nucleotides. The record is from the annotation of a GenBank genome assembly. Lineage: Eukaryota; Metazoa; Mollusca; Cephalopoda; Sepiida; Sepiidae.